Molecule: messenger RNA, 453 nt
Organism: Eruca vesicaria subsp. sativa (arugula)
Lineage: Eukaryota; Viridiplantae; Streptophyta; Magnoliopsida; Brassicales; Brassicaceae
Source: the annotation of a GenBank genome assembly
AUGUCGGAUAAAAAAGACCAGAGCUCCGAUUCCGACUCUGACUGUCCACCCGAGGAAUUCACACAGGAGCAGGCGAAGCUGGAAGAUGCAGCCUUGAGGAAGAUACAGAGAGAGAGCAAGGCUAGGAAGAAGAAGCAUGAGGAAGACCCUGAAGCUCUUGCAAACAAGGGGUUCCUUUCCAAAAACAUCAUAGACUUUCUUGCAGACCGGAAAAAACAGAAAAAUGAUUCUGAUUCUGAAGAAGAGGAGGAGGCCAACGAAGAACACCCUAGAGAGGAGAAGCAAAAGAGCUCAGGUAUUGGGACGGUUAUAUACAAGAAAACAGGGUUAGAUUUCUUGAAGAAACGUAAUGCACAAGUCCCUAGAUCCUCCUCAAUCCUCAACAACUCAAGCCAAGCUCUCUCCGACUUGUCACCGAAAUUCUUAGUGCCUUAUUUGCAAAAGAGCCCUUGA